AGUGGAAAAAGGGUUAUAAGUUAUGCGAGUAGUGACAGAGGCGAGGAGAGAGGACUCGGAGGAGAGGAGAAAGAGAGUCAGUCAGGACCUGCGAUGCGACGGUGGCUGAAAGUUGAAUGAGUCGCUGAUUCUUGAAUCCAUUCCUGCCUUAUCGUUACUUGUCUUCGCCUUCCACUUUCACCCCAUCCCCCACCCCUUGUGAAUAAUCAAUCCACCACUCAAAUCUUGCGCCGGCCAAGUCCUUCCCUUCCCUCUUCGAAAACGCAUUUCCAUUUUCUCUCCUCGGGACAACUGAAUCAAUUGAGGGAAUUAGAAUAAUAAUAGCCAAGAGAAGAGAUGAAAAGUGUCCCUGCUCUUGCUUCCCUACGCUUCUUAUUUUUCUGCCUUUUCUCCCUUGUAUUAAUUCCAGGUACUGCAAUGUCGAUCAUGUCUAUUUCAAAAUUGGAGAAGUAAAAGUUGAUGAGCUCGGGAACUUUGUGUGGGGUAGAUAGACUGGUGGCGGAAGACUCAACGACGCCAAACACUCCAAAUGGGAAGACAGGUGCAAGUAAGAAGUCGUCGAAGUCGGAGUUGAAAAUCCUGUUAAUAAUGCUUGGCCUGAUAGCAACUGCAGGGUUUGCAGUUUUCUUGUACAAGGUGUGGCAAAGAAAAAAGAGAGAGGAGCAACAUGCCCGGCUCCUGAAGCUCUUUGAACAAGAUGACGAUCUUGAGGUUGAACUGGGAAUGCGGGAUUGAUUGAGAUAAUUGGAUUAUACUUUUAUGUUCUUGUCCAGCUUUACACAAUCAUUACUAGAAGGACUGGAUAUUAUUGUAAAUGUAGCGUGCCUCUCCUCUUUAGCUUGGAAUCGUAUCAUGGCGCUUGACUUGCUUGCUUGAAUGAGGCAAUUGUUUUUGUUUUCAA
This is a messenger RNA of Andrographis paniculata, 901 nucleotides long. RefSeq lists its product as uncharacterized. NCBI's taxonomy places the organism in Eukaryota, Viridiplantae, Streptophyta, Magnoliopsida, Lamiales, Acanthaceae. The record is from RefSeq and is a predicted model, not a curated record. The transcript has 3 exons. The coding region runs from base 460 to 735 and encodes 91 amino acids.